AUCAUCAUACAGUGUCCAGUCACAAAAAGCGCUGUUAGAUAAACUAAAACGCGGAAAAGGAAGUUUUAUUAACUGUGGGCCAAAAAGUGAAUUUUGUAUGAAUGUAUGAUAACUGUAACUAGCUAUUUAAAAUGUCAAGGGGCGGGACACUAUCUGUCAAUUCAUCGCUGAUAUUUAAAUAUUGCAGCAGACAGAACCUCAAGUCAUUCAAGCAGCUGAGCAAGUUUGUACGAGGUCUUUCCGUUCACCAACACUGUCCGAGCAUGAAAUGCCUUCGGCUUUAUCUGCUGCUCAUAAUGACCCAAACUGCUUAUAUGAACCGAAUCAAGAAGAACCGAGACUGUACGUGGCGUUGUGAGGGUCUACAGUGUAAAUCCAGACCCUACUCUCUACUAUCAGAAUCUCACUGCAGGAAACAGACUGUCAGCAGUGAUGUAUUCAAUAAUGUGAAGCUGUCUACUGUAUUGGGAUGUGAGGGAAGGAAAUGUUCAUUGCAGCUAAAAAUAGCAACAUCAGUAAACAUUACCAGUGAUAUCCGUGGAGUUUCACUGUGUGCCGAUUCUGCAGGAAUGAUGGGACAUUGCCAGAUUUAUAACUUUGAGCAGGCUGCCAGAAAAAGUUUUAUAGGAAAACAGGCUGGCGUGCAGUUUAAAUGCAUUCCUGUUAGACCCGGUCAGCAUGUGUUUGUAACCCUAAAAACGGUUCCUAACUACUGUAAAGCCACGAAGAUGCAAAAAUACAUUGUCCCUGAAUGCAGCCAUGAAGAUAUCAGAAAUGAAAUAUCAGAGUGCAUCACUGGAAAGCUGGAGUAUACUGUAGAUAAAGUCAAAAGGAAAAUGACAGUGAUGGUGAAAGAUGCACCGGAGGAUACGGAUUAUAACCUCAGGCUCUGUCAUAAACGCAGUGUGAUCUGUGCAGGUGACGGGACACUCAAAACAAUAAAAGCACAAGAUCUACAGAAGAACAUUACAUUGCAGUAUUCCAAAGCACUGCCCUGUUUGUGCAUUGAGGGUUGGCCUGCCAGAGUAGAUGCACGGCGAGUUCAAGCAUGUCCAUUCAAAAACGAUUUGGAGGAGCUGUGGUCUGGCAUAAUGUACGAUUUCAACAAAGAGGAGCUGAUAUGGGAGCCGGCGUGUCCAAUCAAAGUGUCUGUUACUCUGUGCCACGCUGAUGGAGAAAACAAUUGCAGAGAUCUCGGAAAUGUUAUUUACUCAACGGGACAAAAAGUGACGUUUACUUCUGUGGAUCCACACCCUUUGCUUUGCACGAAGUUUACCACUGAUGCGGGUUCAUGGAUCAAAUGUCCUUUCACCAAAGGGAAUUUCUCGGUAUGGAGAACAAAGAUGACAUCUAAACAUGGCAAUCACUGGGCAGAGAUAACAUCGUGGGUGAACGCUAACUUCUCAGUUUCCCCCUGUGAGAUGAAACCUUCCUCUCAGUGCAAAUCAAUGGAGGGAAAUGCUACAAAGAUCCUAUUUGUGGACAAAACGAAGAGCACAACUUUCAACUUGUCCAGAACUGCGUGCGAAAUCUGUGUUUGCAUUCAGGUGCAGAGAGUGGAUGUUCAAUAUUCAGUUCCUGUUCUCCAGUGUGACGUGCAGUGUUCAAACAGGUGCCCGGAGAGACGAUACUAUCAAGAGAUUGAGAAGAUCAUAGUGCCUGCUGCUGUUUUUAUCACAGUGCUCUUGGCAGCUGCCUUCAUUGCUAAAAUGUCAAUUAAAGAUGGGAGUAAGAGAAGAAUGUUUUGGACUAAACUCGGGGAACGAGACAGUGAUACAUGUCUGUACAGCAAGUGAGGAUGCACAUUUUGGAACAGUUCUCAGUACAUCAUAUGUGACUUUUGUCCAUGUUACCCCGUCUGUGAAAUCCAGGCUAAAGUCUCAAAAUUUAAUGAUAAGAUUAAGAGCAAUAUUAAAGACAUCAAGGUUAUAUCACAUAAUGUUCUUUACAUUUUGUAAAAUAAUUUUAUGUAGAAAACAGCAUAUCACAAAAAUGACUUUAGCUUGGUUUUCACAAACUGGAUCACAUACAACCUAAGGGUUUAACAUGAAAUAGCUUAAGUAUUUUCUAAUGCACACUUAUUAAAAAUAUAACCAUUUUUUAUAUCUGCAUUGAAUGUUUUCUGCAUUGAACAGUUGAAUGUAUAAUAUCAAAGAUUUUAAAUAAAUAGUUUUGUACAUAAAGUUGAAAGUUUGUGUAAUGCAUAGUGCUCGCAAGACAUAGGUUUUAUUCUCAAGAAACACACAAACUUAUAUUUGACAACACCCUGAUGCCACAUACGAUAAAAAGAUCUAUCACAUGCAUGAAUGUGAAUAUAAAAUAUUUGUUAUUUUGUACAUUUAUGACUUAGGCAACAUUAUGUUUUUCUGUCAAUUAUUUACAUAAAUUUCGUUAUUGCGCGAUUGUACAGCAGAGGGCAGUGUCGUACAAAAUGAAUGCAAGUUUUAUUUAAAUGUAUAUUUUUGCGUCCUGCGUUCAUAUUUUUCUCACGUAAUUCUUAAAAGUAGGUCCCAAAUGGGUGGUCAGCUUGCAGACAGUUGUUAAACUUAGUGUAACAGUUCAUCGUCACAGAAACGUUUUGUCUGGGGCGAACCACAGGGCUUCAAAACGAGCUUUAAAAUCUAACAAAUUUUAUAACAAAUGCACAUGUUUCAGUAAUGCCAAGCUCUUGAAUAUUUUUUGGAUAGAAAUUGUAAGUAUUAUGGCUUUAAAUACUGUUGUGGACAAUGGGGGGCCCUGAAGUCAAAAAGGUUGAGAUGCAGUGAUACUGUGUAUGACAUUCCCGAAUGGUACAGUUCUGUGCUGACGGGAGGGGUUGGGUGGAAUUAGAUCUGGGGUUUUCUGUUGAAAACAUUCCUGAAGUAUAUAGUAAAACUCAGACAACACAGAUUAAUUAUAAACAUGGGACAGAUACAGUAAUACAAAGAGAGAUUUUGGAGAGCUGCCAUGUACUAUCCCCACUCAAGUGAUUCCUUUUUUGUUUUAAAUCAUAAAUAGAGUAAAGGCGUUACUGACAUUUAAAUAAACUUUGCAGAUUAGUUUGUUGAAUCGAUGUGGUGCAGGAUUAAGCUCAGUGGAUCUCAAAAAAAAAAGGGAUCCCCCAUUAUCCACAGCAAUAUAACUGUUGCCCGUUCCGUAAAUGAGACACCUAAGAUUACUUCAAUAUUUUUAAUGUACAUUUUAAUCUAGGACAGGGGCCUUCAACUUCACUUCUUCGAGGGCCAGAUUAAAAAAAUGUAAAUAUGGUGCGGGCAACUUUUACCCAUAUUUUUACCUUUUAUAAAGUUUUUACUUUUACAUUUUAUUAUAUUAUUAUUAUUAUUAUUAUUAUUAAUAAAUAUUAUUAUUAUUAUUAUUAUAACUUAUGUUGUUUUUGUUACUUUGUGUUAUAAGUCAUACAUUAAAAAACAUGCAUUUUCAAAAAAGAUGCCCACUUCUUGUAUCC
Molecule: messenger RNA, 3445 nt
Organism: Paramisgurnus dabryanus
Lineage: Eukaryota; Metazoa; Chordata; Actinopteri; Cypriniformes; Cobitidae
Gene: il17rel
Product: interleukin 17 receptor E-like
Molecular function (GO): interleukin-17 receptor activity
Source: RefSeq, a predicted model, not a curated record